AUGACCAACGACACGAACAAUUCGAUAAGUUCUAUGGACAAACGAAAAUGUUUUACUAAUAAAAAUAUAAAUGAAAGACCGAGCGAACACGGACCCCGGGACGCACCAAAGGCGGGAGCAGGUGCCCAGAACACUGAUUUUGUUUUGAAUUUCUACCAUUAUACUCCUUUGCCGUCAAAAUGGACUAACAACGUUAGAGCAUUGAAGAAGCUGUUAAAAUCAGGAAUAUAUCCUAAUAUAUGUGACGCAAUUGGAGAUCCAUUGCUAUUUACACCCAUUGUUUAUGGAGAUGUAGAAGCACUAAAACGUUUGCUGCCAUAUACAGAUGUCAAUAUAGAAAACAGGGAUUGUCGAACACCGCUAAUUCUUGCAGUGGAAAUGGGCGAUAUCGAUAUUGUGAAGAUGUUAAUCAAAGCAGGCGCACGAGUAGACUGCAGAGACAGUUCUGGUAAAACUCCUUUGUUGUUGGCUCUGGAAAAUGGAAAUUUCAAAAUCGCAGAAUACCUUAUUAAACAUGGAAGUGAUGUCAAUGAUAUUGAUGACCUCGGUCAAUCUGGCCUUCAUCUUAUUGCCACUGGUGGACACACUGACUGUGCUCGAAUCGUUAAAAUUCUGUUCAAAUGUGGAUACGUGAUGAAAGACGUUGACAACUGGCUUUCCCCAGAGGAUUUGGUCGCUAAUCCAAAUCUUCAAUAUACAUAUUACAAACUAAUUCAAGACGUCAAAGCUGUAAUAAAAGUAAAUUCAAUGGAAUCAUUAGCUAUCCCCAGAGAAUGUUUUGAAUCGUGAGGACAGAAUAUCAAUUCCCCUAAGGGUUCCUAAAACUGCUACUGUGGAGUCCAAGUUCAUCACCUUAGGAUUCUAUUGUGCACUUUGUCAGUGGAACUGUGAAGCAAAGGAUGACCCAUUGAGGUCACCGAAAGGACAUAUAAUUCAGUCUUGUUGAUUUUCAUUUAAUGAGCAAUAACGCAUUGUCAUCAUGGCUCACUUCCUUUGAAACAUGAAUGGAAAUACAAACAUCAACAAUACUUGAAUUUUCCUUUUUUAAAAAGAAAAGGUGAAGCUAACGAACAGUGAUCAAUCUCAUAACUCCUAUAAGCAAUAC
Messenger RNA from Ostrea edulis (European flat oyster), 1105 nucleotides. Its product is annotated as poly [ADP-ribose] polymerase tankyrase-1-like. NCBI's taxonomy places the organism in Eukaryota, Metazoa, Mollusca, Bivalvia, Ostreida, Ostreidae. Gene Ontology annotation, molecular function: protein binding. The record is from RefSeq and is a predicted model, not a curated record. The transcript has 3 exons. The coding region runs from base 1 to 789 and encodes 262 amino acids.